Molecule: messenger RNA, 741 nt
Organism: Metschnikowia bicuspidata var. bicuspidata NRRL YB-4993
Lineage: Eukaryota; Fungi; Ascomycota; Pichiomycetes; Serinales; Metschnikowiaceae
Exons: 1
Coding region: 1-741 (246 amino acids)
Source: RefSeq, a predicted model, not a curated record
AUGAAUUCUACACCUCUCAAAUCCCUUGAUACUGUGACUUCCAGCCUGUUAUUAGAAAACGCAGCGCAUAUAGCAGAUCUGAUUCAAAGCUGGAAAGCUGCCGGAAUAUAUAAGUACGAUGUGCCGCAAACUCAGGAAAAGAUCGAGGUUGGUGUUCGCACGAAGGACCACUUGAACAAUGACUUUUGGGUCGCCAGAUUGAACACAUUCGAAGAACUCUCUCCAGACGGGCGUAAACGUUUGUGGGAGCAAUUAUUCAAGUACAGCAUUGGCUCGACCAAGGACUUACAAGACUGUCAUACGGUUCAUGAACAGCACUAUAUUGAAGAGUUGUAUGACUUCGAUAUUUCUGCAUACACAUUGGAGGAUACACCAGAGGGAUACGAAUCCUUCUCUUAUUUAGUCGAGACGUUUUAUAAGUUGCAGUGGCCAUUGAAAAGACGCAGGUUCAGCAAUUUAGUGCAUAUUUUGAAAAGCACCGAUGAACGCACAGCUUUUGUUAUAAGUAUUGCCGUUGAUCCAUCAUUGAUCCCAAACGCUACAAAAGAUGCCACCUUGAUUGACGCACAGUAUACUUCAGUGGAAAGACUUGAGUAUGAUGGUACAAAUCUUCUGUGGCUUAUGACAACUUGUUCGGAUGCCAAAGGCAAUGUGCCUCAAUGGCUCGCAAGGUCGUCUAUAAACUCAGUUGUUGCCAAGGAUGUGCCCAACUUCUUGAAGUGGGUGGGUAAGACCCCGUGA